AAUUUUCUAAAAGACCUUUUAAAAGAGGCUAGAAAGGAAUCCAUCGAUGAAGACAAACUCAUCGAAUACACAGAUACGUUGCUCCAGAUAUUUGACAGCAAUAAAGAUGGAAAACUGCAACUGAGUGAGAUGGCAAAGUUGCUGCCCGUGAAAGAGAACUUCCUUUGCCGAUCUGCUUUUAAGGGUGCAAGUAAAUUGACAAGAGAAGAUAUUGAGAGGGUUUUCAAUCUCUAUGAUCGGGAUGGCAACGGUACAAUAGAAAAUGAAGAACUGAAAGGAUUUCUAAAAGAUCUCUUAGAGCUGGUGAAGAAAGAUUAUGAUGCUCAAGACCUCCAAGAGUUUCAAGAGGCCAUUCUGAGGGGAUGCGAUUUCAAUAAGGAUGGCAAAAUCAACAAAAAGGAGCUAACCAUGAUACUCUUGGCCCUUGCCAAACACUCCCAAGAAGAUGAUGUUAAAUAAGUCGUCGACUCCUCCAACCACUCUUGCCAACAAUCAUUCUACUAUUGUAUUUAAAGAGUCAAAAAGCAAAAGCAGCCUAACUCUGUAAUUUUUUUAUUUGCAUUAUUGUCGCGUUAGGUUACAAAUUAUUCUCUGGCUGCAUCGAACGCGUACCUCUUUCUUUUCUCUAACCUUCAAACGUAAUAAUCCUUUAAAAGACUGCAAAUGAAUGAUUAAUUAUUCGUAGUGACAUCCAGAAACAGUGUAAUACUUAUGACAAGUUUAAAAACUGAAGGCCAUUGAUUUCACAUACGCAUAACUUCCGAUGUUUCCAUAUCAAUAAAAAUUCAAGCAUAUCACAUUUUCUCUAAAAUAAACAAACUUUAAAUUAAACAGUUUUUCUCAUUACAGGAGCAUCUGUUUUUUCAAUUUAUUGAGGUGUGUCCAUUGGGGGCUGUGGAUAAUACCUCAAUGAAGUAUAAAUACGUUUACCUUUUUACUAACUAAAACUUGUUGCUCAGAUGCAAUUAAUAAUAUUGACUUUGGAACUAAUUAUAGUGUUUUAGUCAAAAAUAUUCUCUAAUUUUUUAUCGAGAUACAAAUUUAUAGUAAAAUUCAUUUAUUUAAAAAAACAUUAACAGAGAAUUCGAUGCAUUUAUUCCAGAGAUGCAACUAGUCGCCAUAAGCUUUAAUUUUGAGAAUUACGUUUCAAUGUUUUAAAGUUUGGUAGUAAUAAUCUUCAACGUGAGAAUUUUUUCUAGUAUUUUUUAAACCUACGAAUUCUUUAAAGCUUGCAUUUUUAAUGGUAAAAUAGGAAAUUAGCCAAUUACACAGGUCACUUUUGCACUUUAAGUUGUUGGUUUAAUACCUGUGUUUAAAUAUCUUCUUUACAUAUCCAAAUCGUGUCUUCGGUUUUUAAAUAAAAUUCGUAAACGUGGCUUUCGUAGAUUAAGAAGAUUUAAACUGGAGCAUUAUUACCACAACUCUUUUGGUCAUCCAAAUUUCAUGCAUUAAAUGUCAAUUCGCGCUGUUUUGUUGUGAAAAUAUUCUUUCCCUAAACAUAUAUAAAAUUAUAAUCAAAUUUGCUUGUUAAGGCUUCUGAAUGUUCUAAUUUCGUAUGAUGUCUGAAUUUUAUAUUAGGUAAAAACAAUGCGAAAAAAAUUUGAAUCAUACUAUUCAACAUUAUUUCUUUGUCACGGUUUUAUUUGCAUAUUUCAGAUACUGUAAUUAAUAUUAAAAAAAAAGUCCUGCUUAUUUCAGAAUUUCUUAGCUCAUUAAAUAAUUUUUUUUAAGAUAAAAGAAAAACUUCCCAUUUUGAACUUAUCAAUAGUAAAAUUAACUUUUGAAGUGCAGUUCUAAAACCGGCUACAUUUUUAAAAUCAUCUGCUCUUUAUAUCUUAUUUACAAAAUUAUAUUCAAAAAGAAAAUUCAGCAUUUAUACUUUUCUUAAAUAAGUAAAUUCCUAGGUAUUUCCACAAAAAAUUUUCAAUUUUAAGCUUUUGAGGUAAAGUAUCUUAAGGCAAAUAAUUGUCGAAAAGGGUUUUUUUUUUUUUUUUUUUUUUUUUUUUUUUUUAUUAUUUAUUAUUAUUAUUAUUAUUAUUAUUAUUAUUCAGUGUUACUCAAAUAUUAAUAUGAUUACAUGGAACAAUUUUAAGUUGUAAAGUGAUGAAUGUAUUUUCUUUUUAAAUUGAGAAAUCACAGAUGCUCCUUGACUGAGAAAUAUGACAUAAUCAUAAAUCACACUACUACAAAAUAGUCAUUAAAGGCAUACAAAUGGAUUCAUAGAAUUAAAUGAAUCUUCUUGAAAAUCACAGUAAUAAACUCCUAAAAAUGAACGAUUUGAGAUUUUAAUGCGUUUAAAAAUAAAGGAAUUUAAUACGUUUUCUGCAUUCAAGAAUUAUCUUCGAAGAUAUGUUUAAAAAAAAAAAUAAAUUCUGUUGCUUAUCAAAAAAAAUAGAUAAAUAAGGCUGCAAUUGAAUUCUUAAAACCUCUAAUACCCUGGAAUUAUUUUUUUCCUGUAAAACUUGAAGAAGAAAAUAAAGCCUAUUUAGUUUAUUAAUGGGCCAGCAGUAGCAUCAAAAUAAUAUUGUCAGCAAUGAUUUUAAUUUUUAGUAUUAUAUUUAAGUUAACGUAUGUGAAAAAUGAAGAAACUAUUUCAAAAACAUUCAGAUUUCUUGAUCAUAAAUCGAAUAUUGGAAUUCAGAAAUUAUAUUUCUGUGAAUCUGCAGAACAAUUUGAACUCGAGGAAAAUAAAUGAUGCGAAAGAAAGAGGAUACAUCUCUUACAGGUACGCUUCUUCAUUCAAAUAUUUACCUUUUUGAGUUUUUAAGUUAAUCACGACUAAUGAUAUCAUCAGAAAAAUCUAUUCAUCGUAACCAUAACGAUUCUUCUGCUUGUCCGAGCCUAAAUCUGUAGCACACUGACUGCAGAAUUACAUUAGCAUGAAGAAUCAGUCCUCUUUGGAAAGAUCCUUAGGGAAGGCUGAGGUACUGGGGAGGGGGAGAUAAUCAACGAAAGUCACGUUCUGUACUUAAAAAUAAAGGUAGGUAUUUUCUUGGAGAAAAUGUCCACCCCUCAAAGUAAGACGGACGCGUUAAUAAUUCAGGGGUCGUUAACAAAUAUUUAUUCGUAUUCGACGAGUAGAGGAAGUCUUGAUAAAUGAACGCAAUUGUAUACAUUCUUCCAUCUUACAUUUAGCUUAUUUGUGUAUCAUGAGCAUGUGAGACUAACAUAAAUUUUAGACUAUGAAUUUUGGAAUCAUUUCUAAUGUCUAAGUCUAGUCUAUAUUUGUCAUCAUCUGUUUGGAUAAAUAACUGUAUGGGUUUCAUUAUUCUAGCUGUUUUAUUAGAUAUAGGAAGUACUUAUUCAUUGUCGCACUUUAUAUCAUUUUGAAGGACGUUUUCAAAGUGUACUUUUAAGAUCACUUGAGUGAGAUACACGUUUCGUGCCUACUAUGAAAGAUAACACGGUGCUGUUGCGCUAAAUUUACAGUUAGAAUUUUUCUUGUAGUUGUUUCAAGUCGCCUUCUGAUAUAUUAAGCAUGUUAAACUAUAAUUGAUGUUUAAUUUAUUUAAAUAGGCUUAAUAAAGCGAAAUUUGUAAAAGAA
This is a messenger RNA of Stegodyphus dumicola, 3544 nucleotides long. RefSeq names its product Calbindin 53E (gene Cbp53E). Gene Ontology annotation, biological process: regulation of long-term synaptic potentiation; regulation of presynaptic cytosolic calcium ion concentration. NCBI's taxonomy places the organism in Eukaryota, Metazoa, Arthropoda, Arachnida, Araneae, Eresidae. Gene Ontology annotation, molecular function: calcium ion binding. Gene Ontology annotation, cellular component: nucleus; terminal bouton; dendrite. The record is from RefSeq and is a predicted model, not a curated record.